This is a messenger RNA of Magnolia sinica, 1407 nucleotides long. Its product is annotated as UPF0481 protein At3g47200-like. NCBI's taxonomy places the organism in Eukaryota, Viridiplantae, Streptophyta, Magnoliopsida, Magnoliales, Magnoliaceae. The record is from RefSeq and is a predicted model, not a curated record. The coding region runs from base 1 to 1407 and encodes 468 amino acids. The transcript has a single exon.
AUGGAGAAAGAGAGAAUAGCCGUAGAGGAGGCAGAAAACCUCAGCAAACAUGUAGCAGUAGAUAUCAACAGUGCAUGGUUGAAUUCCAUGAAUGAGAAGCUGGCAGCCUCUAAUCCAAAUCCAUCUCCCAAAGAUUCAACCACCAUCUUCAGAGUCCCCCAAAUCAUCCGGCAGACCGAUGCAGGCAACUCUUAUGAUCCCCAGAUCAUCUCCAUCGGCCCAUUUCACCGGUCCAACCAACAGCUACAAUCCAUGGAAGAGCACAAAUGGCGGUACCUAAACAACCUCCUCUCUCGAAGCCCAUAUAGUAGGCUGGAAGACUGCCUCAUGGAGAUCAAGGCCAUGGAAGCCCAAGCACGCAGCUGUUAUUCAGACAGCAUCGACGUCAGUAGCGACGAGUUCGUGGAGACGAUGGUAAUCGACGGUUGCUUCAUCAUCGAGCUCUUUCUCAAGCAGAAGGAGGCCACUGCGGUGGACCCCAUUUAUCAGACGGCUUGGAUGAUACCACUUAUAGCCCGAGACAUGCUUCUCUUAGAAAACCAACUUCCUUUCUUCAUCCUACAGCGCUUGUUCGAACUUACAGUUAAAUCCAGCCAUUCAUCUCUCAUCGAUCUCACGUUUGAUUUUUACAGGCAUCUCUUUAUUAAGGAUGACGGAUUGCACAUUACAACAAGAUCCAUCCAUCAUCUCCUCCAUUUAUUUCACUCACAUCUCCUCCCAUCUCCUCCACCAGAUGAAUUACACCCCAACGGUUACGCUCCCCUCCCUAGCAUGCCCUCAGCAGCCCCACCGCCACCGAGAAUGAUACCUUCAGCAACAGAACUCCAGCUGGCUGGAGUUAGGUUCAAGAAAAACGACAAGGUGUCCAGCUUCUUGGAUGUAAAAUUCAGUAAGGGGGUGAUGGAAAUCCCACUUCUAUCUAUCUACGAAUACACAGGCAAUCUCCUCCGAAACUUCAUCGCCUUCGAGCAAUGCCUUCCCAUCGUCGGUAACCACUUCACCAGCUAUGCCAUCCUCAUGAAUUGCCUCGUCGACACAUCCACCGACGUGGACAUACUCUACCAAAGCAAGAUCAUUGAGCACAGAUUGGGCAGCGACGAUGAGGUGGCCCGUCUCAUCAAUCAGAUGACCGACGGAAUUACCAUCGAUAUUGAAAAUUGUUACCUUUCGAGUCUCUUCAAGGAGGUUAAGGCGUAUAGUGAGGAUGUUUGGCAUGCAUGGCGGGCUAGCAUGGUUCGCAACUAUUUCAGCAGUCCAUGGGCGAUUAUUUCACUCAUAGCUGGCAUUCUCGCUUUCAUUCUCACUAUUACGAUGUCUUUUUUCAGUAUCUAUUCAUUUUUCCACCCACCUCGCCUUCGUUCUAACUCUGUUUUGAUUAAUCGUAUGAUCGAUGGCUACCCUAUGUAA